AUAUGCUGUAUUAAUCUACUUUUUCUUCAACAGGGUACACAGUCUGCAAACCCACACAAUGAUUAUUGUCAGCAUUUUGUAGAUACUGGACAGCGUCCACAAAAUUUUAUUAGAGAUGUUGGUCUGGCAGACAGAUUUGAAGAAUAUCCAAAGCUUCGAGAGCUAAUCAAACUUAAGGAUGAUUUAAUAGCAACAACUGCAACUCCACCCAUGUAUCUCCAAACUGACCUCCAAACAUUUGACCUCCGUGAGUUGCCAACUAAAUUUGAUGUGAUAUUAGUGGAACCACCACUGGAGGAAUAUCAGCAUACAGGUGUAAACAAUGUGCAAUUCUGGGAUUGGCAGAAGAUUAUGGACUUGGAUAUUGCACAGGUUGCCGCACCACGUAGCUUUAUUUUCUUAUGGUGUGGAUCUUCAGAAGGGCUGGAUCUGGGUCGUCAGUGUCUUCGUAAGUGGGGAUUUCGGCGUUGUGAAGACAUAUGCUGGAUACGCACCAACAUUAACAAUCCAGGACAUUUGAAAAAUCUUGAGCCAAAAGCUGUAUUUCAGCGAACUAAGGUAUUACAGCAACAUUGUAUUGUAAAUUAGCAUAGUUUUAGGAUUUAUUAUGCAAUAGAUGCAUUUUCCUAUUAUCUACCAAGCCCCAUGGUUACUGAAGAAAGACAAAUACUGUAUAAGUGAUACAGUGGACCCUCGGCCAACGAAGGCAUCGUCUAAUGAUAAAUUCGUCCAACGAAGCGUUUGAGCGUAAAAAUUUUGGCCCGACCAACGAUGAAAAACUCAACCAACAUGAUUCAUCCCGAACCUGUCCGUCCAGCCUGAGCGCCUCAGCUGCCAGGGUGGACGGUUCCACACAUGUAUUCAAUAAAUUUUGUAUUAUUCCAUUGUUUUUAGUGCUUAUAACUGCUAAAUAAGCCACCAUGGGCCCAAAGAAAGCUUCUAGUGCCAACCCUGUGGUAAAAAGGGUGAGAAAUACUAUCGUACCACGGUCAGCUGCUGCUGCACCACCGUCAGCUAUACUACUCGAAGAUGUGGAGAGUGUUUUUGGUGUGGCUUAACGAGAAACAAUUAACUCCAGAGGGUUAGCCACCCAGGAUAACCCAAGAAAGUCAUUGCAUCAUCGAGGACUGUCUAACUUAUUUCCAUUGGGGUCCUUAAUCUUGUUCCCCAGGAUGCGACCCACACCAGAAAAAAAUGCCUGGAACUAGUACUUUUAUUGGUGAAUUUAAGGCCAGCAAAGGUUGGUUUGAGAGAUUUAAGAAUUGUAGUGGCAUACACAGUGUAAUAAGGCAUGAUAAAGCUGAAAAAUUCCAACCCCAACAAGUGUUCAGUUGUGAUGAAACAGGCCUGUUCUGGAAGACAAUGCCAAACAGGACCUACAUUACUCAGGAGGAUUACCAAAACUGUUGUCCAGAGGGCUGAGGAAGGGUUGUUGAGGUGGUUCGGACAUGUAGAGAGAAUGGAGCGAAACAGAGUGACUUGAAGAGUGUAUCAGUCUGUAGUGGAAGGAAGGCGGGGUAGGGGUCGGCCUAGGAAAGGUUGGAGGGAGGGGGUAAAGGAGGUUUUGUGUGCGAGGGGCUUGGACUUCCAGCAGGCAUGCGUGAGCGUGUUUGAUAGGAGUGAAUGGAGACAAAUGGAUUUUAAUACUUGACGUGCUGUUGGAGUGUGAGCAAAGUAACAUUUAUGAGGGGUUCAGGGAAACCAGCAGGCCGGACUUGAGUCCUGGAGAUGGGAAGUACAGUGCCUGCACUCUGAAGGAGAGGUGUUAAUGUUGCAGUUUAAACUGUAGUGUAAAGCACCCUUCUGGCAAGACAGUGAUGGAGUGAAUGAUGGUGAAAGUUUUUCUUUUUCGGGCCACCCUGCCUUGGUGGGAAUCGGCCAGUGUGGUAAUAAAUAAAUAAUAAAUAAAUCAUUUUAACAUUUAUUUAUGUAGUUAUUGUGCAUGUCUCAUAGUUUUCUUUGCAGGGAAAUGUAUAUUUCAUGAAAAAAAAAAAUUUAAUACUUUUGGCUGUCUGGAACGGAUUAAUUGGAAAAUUAAUUCGACUAACGAUAAAUUCGCCUAAAGAUAAGCUCUCUGGAGCGGAUUAUUAUCGUUGGUCAAGGGUCCACUGUAAUUCAGUUCUCUCUUGAAAAAUUAAAAUUCAAAUGCUCUCAGAGUCUAUUAAUGUAUGGUAUACAUAGCCUUUUGAACAAGGUACUUAGUACCAUUGUAAACUCAGCUUCCAGAUGAAAAUAAUCGAGAAUAAACAGGUGUCCAUGCACAGCAAAUUCAUGGGAACAUCACUUCUCAGUUAUGACCUAACUAGCAUGUGUAGUAACCUUAGCUAGUACAACCAAUAGUAUAAAGAAUAAAGAACACACAUAGGAGACUGAAACUUAUGAUGAUGCUUUGGUUCAACAAUUAGUUACUAGUCCAAGUCGGACUGAUAAGUCAUAAAUUUUAUUCUCCUAUAUACUGGUCAUUUGUGUAACCAGUAGUAUCAUACAAUCCCCCAACCCCAGUUUCUGCCCCCAAGGGUUAAAGAAAGAUCAACCAGAAAUAACAUACUUCUAAUAUAUUUACAUACCCUGCGUGAAGGCUUUCUCAGCCCUGUAACAACUUCAGUCAGUAUUACUAAGGCUGGCUCCUCCUCAGGAAAAUUAAUGAAUAGAAAAAGAAUAAAAACUGACAAACAUAAACACUUUAUUAUUUAGAAAAUAUAAAAUAUAAAAUACUUAAAUAUGAAAUAUUUAUCCUACUUUAAAGAAAGAUGAAAAAUGAAAAAUAUAAAUGAUAUCUGAAUUCAACACUAAUAUAUACAAGUAAACUGGGGUGUCUGGUUGAUGUUGACACCGUCUUGUAGAAAGUGUAGCCGUUACUGAUGAUGUGGGGGGGCUCACAGGUGUUGGUGACAACCCAACGGCUAGUUCUUCACAGAGUCUAGCCUUGAAUAGUCAGUCCAGAUGACAGGAACUCAGGUUCUUUACCACUGCAAAGAUGAGGGGUAGUGUCCUGUACAAUUAAUCAGGUAGGUAGAUUCAACACGUGACGUCUCUGGACGUUAGUCCGUCUCCUUCAAUACUUCUCGUUGGUUGGCAGGUGACCCAAUCUGUCAUUCCAAGCUGGAAAGAGAGACAGGUUACCCACUACUUAAGAAAUCACUCUCCAUGAUACCUUAAAGACGUGGUGAUUAUUAAAACAUCUAACAGAGAUCAAGGCUGAAAGGACUAAGUUUAUUAUUGGUCAAAAGUGAAGCUUUCAGCCAAUAAGUCCACUAGAAUAGGAGCAGGCUUGUACUUACAGUUGUGCUGGGAGCUGUGAGUCGAGUGAUUACCGUUUGGUCGGAGCCCCCCAUGUCACCUUUUGGGGGGGAAGGGGGGGAUAGCGGGAGCUAGACUUACUCUACCUUAACAAGCAGCCAGCAAUCAAACUAUCGCUACCAUAUACUCGCUCGCUAUUCCUAUCUGUUGAACUUUUCCCUCACACUCCCCCAUACCAAGACUUAUAGUCAAGGAGUAUAAGAAGAAUAGGCGAGGAAAAAGUUCUAACAUGUGGAAGUCGCAUAAGGCAACAAAUCUACUGACUGUCACGACUUAACCAGUCAGAGAAAUAAUUGGAGGAACCAUUGAUAUACACAAUAUGGAACUUAAAAGCUUGGAGUGCCAAUGUCCACCUCAAGAGACGACUGUUGGUUCCCUUAAAAGUUUUUAGGUAUAUCAGAGGUUUGUGAUCGGUCUCUAAAAUGAAUUCUUCACCCAGUAAAUAAAAUUUAAGCUUGGAGAUACCCCACACAAGGGUCAAACAUUCCUUUUCUAUGGUGGAGUAUCUAGUUUCUGCAGGAAGGAGUUUCCGGCUUAGGAAGUAUACAGGGAAGGGAGUACCAUCAUGGUAUUGUAGUAACACAGCACCUAAUCCAGUAUUGGAGGCAUCAGUUUUUAAACAAAAUGUUUUAUUAAUAUCUGGAAUCUUAAGUAUAGGGUCUUUCGAGAAGAUACAGUGGACCCCCGGUUAACGAUAUUUUUUCACUCCAGAAGUAUGUUCAGGUGCCAGUACUGACCGAAUUUGUUCCCAUAAG
This is a messenger RNA of Cherax quadricarinatus, 4055 nucleotides long. The record is from RefSeq and is a predicted model, not a curated record. Lineage: Eukaryota; Metazoa; Arthropoda; Malacostraca; Decapoda; Parastacidae.